AUGGGGAAAAGAAGAAGAAAGAAGACAAGUGCAGCUCCGCCGCAUCCUCGCUGGCCGCCUCUCCCCCCGCCCCCUCCCGGCGCCUCCUUCCGCCUCUCCCUCAACCGCACCGACGAGCUCCGGUCGCCGGACCCCGCCGCUUCCCUCCAGUCCCUCGGCCUCGCGUCCGGCGACCUCGUCUACUUCUCCCUCGCCCCCGAUGCGCUCGCUUCUCCUCAGGCAGGCGAUGGCUCCUCCAGCGCCGAAUCCUCCGCAGGGGCGUCGGGUGGGGUCCCCCUAGGGCACGCGGAGAUGGAUUCCGAAGAUCCGCCCGGGGGACGGCCUCGGGAGGUCGCGGAAUCGGAGAUGGUCGAUUCGGUGCCUGAUGAUGCGCCGGGAGCCGAUGCUUCGGGGAGCGCCGGGGAUCCAGGUAAUUCCGUCUCUGCAAGUUUUGAUUUUGAGGGCGACGGCGUUGUGGCCGCGGAUGACUCGGCUGGGGUUCGCAGCAAGUUCUCCGAGCCUUGCUUUCUGAAGAGGGUUUUGAGAGAAGAAUUGGGUGGGGACGGUGGUGACCAUAGGCUUCUGGUUAUUGCGGUGCAUGCUGUUCUCCUGGAAUCCGGUUUCGUCGCGGUUGAUCCGGUGACUGGAGUGCCUGCCCAUCGGUUUCAUCUCUCCGAUCAAUGGCCUUCCACGGCGUUUAUGAUGACGUUGCAGUACAGUCUGCCUGAGCUCGUGGCUAAGACACAGGGUCGGAAUGUAUCUGAGAGUGUAGUUCUGAAGUUUGUGAGUUUAGGUCACUUUAUAAGUGUCUAUGGGCGUCUGGCUAAAGCCAAUUUGGCAUUGCGUAGAGUCUGUUUGGACGAGCGCAGAUUUGCUCCUAUUAUAGACGAGAUGUGGGCGAAAGGCGAUGAUGAUGUGGAAGGGAAUGAGGAUGGUGGAUCUUUGAAUUCGAGUUCUGAAAAAGAAGUGUUUGAGUUUUGGAAGAUCGUGAAAGAUGGUUUGGCAUUGCCACUGUUAAUAGACCUAACUGAAAGAGCUGGUUUGCCGCUUCCAUCUUGCUUCACAUGCCUUCCAAUGGAACUGAAGCUCAGGAUUUUCGAAUUGCUUCCUGGAAUUGACCUUGCAAGGGUAGGGUGUGUAUCUUCUGACCUGCAGUAUUUGGCAUCCAAUAAUGAUUUGUGGAAGCAGAAGUAUGUUGAGGAGUUUGGAGAGCGGACGGAAAGUGGAGAGAUGAUCAAUUGGAAGCAGAUUUUCACAUUGGAGGCAAAGAAGAAGAGGAAGAGGGAGAGUAGUCGGUGCCAGAUGCCUGCAUAUACUUCACGGGUCAGGAGGCUUCUGAACCCUUUAGGUUUUCCAGGAGUCUUAGGUGGAGAUUAUGACCGUCUGCCCGGCCUUGGGGUUCAUCCUCCUUUUGGCCUGCCCUUUCAUCGAUAUCAAUUCCGGCGGAAUAUCAUCCACAACUGCAAUCUGGGAGGACUUAAUGGCUGA
This is a messenger RNA of Eucalyptus grandis, 1467 nucleotides long. RefSeq names its product F-box protein SKIP22. The record is from RefSeq and is a predicted model, not a curated record. The coding region runs from base 1 to 1467 and encodes 488 amino acids. The transcript has 2 exons. Gene Ontology annotation, molecular function: protein binding. Lineage: Eukaryota; Viridiplantae; Streptophyta; Magnoliopsida; Myrtales; Myrtaceae.